Cooperia oncophora is the source of this 330-nucleotide messenger RNA. The record is from the annotation of a GenBank genome assembly. Lineage: Eukaryota; Metazoa; Nematoda; Chromadorea; Rhabditida; Trichostrongylidae.
AUGUGUAAAAGCGUUGAAAGCAACAGGGCAAAAAUAAAUCGAAGUGUACUGUCCAAACAAAUUAGGAUACUGUUCCUACCGAAUCCCACGAGACUUUCCCCUCUUAUCUUGGGGAAAAAAUUUUUACCCGAAAUAAUUAGAUAUACUGAGGAAAAGGAUUUUAACGCCCUAGGUUGGAUAAAAGGGGCUGGGGAUCAAGGAAAUACCUACUCGAUCCGAGCGGAGAAAGGCCGAAGGAAUUUAUCCGAAUAUAACCGUAAAAAUAAUUGUCAUAUCAAAGUAGUUCGCGAUCAUACCGUUCAUUUGAGUGAUAUUGAAAACAUAAGGUAG